GGCUAAGAUAAACCCCCUCCGAAUAAGCGAGAGAACCGCGCGCGUUUGCCAGUCUUUCGCUAUCUGCCGCGACGAUGGGUUCCCAAUAAAUUUGUCCUCGCAUACAUUGAAUCUCACGCGCGCGUUCACUAUCCAUUAGGUCACUUGACGGUACGACAUUACGGUCGGGCUGCAGUAUCGCGGUGACAGAAACUUUCGGAGCGGCCGUGAAACGUACCUUCGGAGUAUCGCGCGAUUAUUCUCCGAUAAGAAUUCGAAACUCAUUUCUCGUCUGCGGGCUACGAUUUACCGGUUCGAUCGAGCACGUUUCGGCUCGUUUUUGUCUAUCCUUCUUCGGGCUCAUUCUGAUUUUCAGUAACACAAUUGAUCAACAGCUUCUGAGUAGAUUCAAUCAAGGAUCCGCCUGUCAUUUAAUCGAAUUUAUUCUGAACGCUUCCGCAGUGCCGGUUCCAACUGACACUCCGCGAAGAAGAGACUACAAGGAUUGCUGAAAAGUUGUUUUUUCACCAGACUUACAACACACUGCUCGAGCCAGCGGUUGCUUGUUGUUAAAAUUCUCCUUCAUUCUAUCGGCCUCGUCAUGCUGUCCUCUUUGAUGAUCAUCGUCAUUACACGAGUUUGCCUGCCUGCUGAUAACCGAUAAUCAAUUCCGUGGUCCUCGGGCGUCGCGAAGAGUGAGGAUUUAUUUGAAUGUAUCCAAAUGUAUCCAUCGCUAUUUGACAUUGCGUGACUGACUCACAAUAAGGGAGAGAGAGAGAGAGAGAGAAAGUGAGCACAGAAGAAGCAAAAAAGAAGAGAGCCAGCAAAGCGAGGUUCGCCGACACCCAGCCCGCUAAACUCAAUCUCCUCGUUCGUGUCCGGACUCCCGAAAGACUCCUGCGAGCGGGAUAUAUUAUUCCAAAGAGCUGAAUUUUUUUAUCCUCCAUCGUUGUUGUGCCUCCACAAAUAAACGAAAAGAACACAGAUACGGUGGAAAACUGCUGAUCAUUUUCUCCUAAAUUAUCUGUGUGGAAAAAAAAGAUAAUCGAUAUUGUGUUUAGUAUCAGACAUAAGUGAAAUCUCACUGGAUCACGUCGAUGUGCGGAUGUAGCGUAUAGUAAGAGUUUCUCACUUCACAUUGUAUAUCUGACACAGUUGCGGAGAAACACAAUCGAAACGUUCCAAAAUGAAGUGGCCGCUGGUUUUUUCGUGGUUCGUUUUACAAUACUCGUGUAUUCGUGGUGCUCCUCCUCCCGGCUGCAAAUUUCCAUCGCACUGGAGCGGCAGUUGGUUUCAAUCUGGAGUUCAGGGGAUGGUUGUGGUUAACGGGACAAAUAUAUCAUCCAAAGGACAAUGCAUGCAGGCCGACGGCGAAAAAUUUAUCAUCCUCGAACAGGAUUGUCUCCGGUGCAUCGUCAUGCACGAGAAGCAUCCGAACGUUCUGCAAUACAAGGAAACAUACUGUCUCAAGAGAGACACAAAUUUCGAUGAAGCCUGCAAUAAAUUAACCGGUGACGCGGUUCUAUAUUCGCUCUUCCGUUCGGGAGCUGCGCCAUCGCCGUGUCCCAUAAGAGGACCCUUGGAGUUUACUUAUAGCAUAGGAAGUGACGGCAAAGAGUGUACCAGCACGUCGUCGUUUGCGGAGGCUUGUACACAAGACUCCAGGUUACUACUGCGUUAUUUAGCCUGUCCCGAUGUUGCCAACACCGAAAGUACAGACGUGGAACUGGAGUGUCUAGCCACGUGGAAAGAGGGCAGCACCCAAUAUCUCGUAGCUCGUAGAUUCUUCAGAAAAACGGAACGCAGACUCUCCAACGACGAGGAACGAUAUAGAUGUUUCGUGUAUGCGAAAACGUCUAACAACACGUGGAAUCUUGCACAAAGCGGAGAUGCCACAUGCUCUGCACUUGACAGCGUCACUGAUGGCGCUAGGACACUCCGAAUGACACAAAAGCCCGUACCAGAACGCUGCUCUUUUCCGAACUGGCUGGUAUCACCCAAGUCGUGGAUCGCAUUAGACACGAUGGCUUCGACGUUGCUCGCGUCAACAUACAACAUUACGAUCCUGGAUCGAAACGAGACGCAUCUGUCUUGCCACAAAACCUUUUGGCUCGACGAACAACAAAAGCUGAUGGGAAAUCGGCGAGAGAAUCAAGUGAUGAUUGUAGCCAAAGCGACUCGAGGCUGUGAUAAUGGCUUCGUUUGUCUCGUCUUGCACAAGAGGGACGAUCCCGUAAUCGAGAUGCAAAUCUCGAAAACGUGGACUCAAGUACCGGAGGAGGCAUGCAAUUCUAGCAAAUUCAAUUACUUCACGGCCCCCUACAAAACAUAUAUAACCUCGGACCUUACAACACGACAGUGUCCGUAUCUCGGACACUACGAAGUCGUAUACGUGAUGCGAUCUCACGUGAGCGAAUAUGCGGAAGAGAAUUUUAUACCCGAUGGAGAACAGAGAUUAUCGGAGAACGAUGAUAACGUGGCACAGGUACAGGAAGUAAGAAUAACGUCGACGACCCCGUUUCCGAGGCCGUGCCAUCACACGAGUCUUCCAGGUCUCGAUAUUGGUUGCGAGAGAUCAGAUCGUAUGAAAUUUGCCACGUCCUGCAGCGAUGAGGCUCUUUCUGAGUAUCUCUGUCACGGCACUUGGGUUGAGAAUGAUACUGCGUAUCUCGUUGCGAGUACAGAUAGUGGUCGUUAUUGUCUCGUCUACAGUGCAUCGGCAGCGACGUCCGGCAGUCGAGAGCUCUCUGUAACGGGCCAUUUGGCCUCGUGUCCUCGGCCCUCGUAUCGUCACCAGCAGCAGCAGCAUGCAUGGAAGGUCAAUCUAACAUCAUAUGCUCAGUGCGGCGACAUCGCAUCUUCUUCGACCUCGUGGACGUCGCGCAGUUCAAUCGGGAGUCAGAAUCUCGUUGUCGGAAUUCUGUUAGUUCGUUACGUCAUGAGGUGAUGCCACACGAGAGACGAUCAUUAGGAGUUAAUUGGCCGACUGUAUAGUUAAUGAUACGACAAAUCUGAGGCUUAUUAGCGAUUCGGCGAAAGUAAUAGACGCUGAUCGGGGAUGUUUCCCUCCCGAUCGUCGUCACGAUAUUAUUGAAUGUCGGGGUGGGAGUGCCGAAUGUUUCGCCCUUAGCUUUUAGCACCUUUAAGCAGUAUAUAAUAUUGAUAUACUGAAGUAUACAUAUUUACGGAUAUAUGCAUAUAUGAAUAUGUGUAUAAAUACUUCUGCAUGUAUAUGUAUAUAUUAUUAUAUAAAUAAUAACGUAGUUAGUUGCAACACGUAUAUAUAUAAAAAGGUAGAAAGGAAGCGGGCACGCCCGAAAUCACGUCAGCGAGCCUCAAUCGAUAUGUGAAUGCGACAGAGACCGGAUGAACGUGCUGGGAAUUGUUCAACAAUAAUAAAAACACGCGGUGAUUUUUAGAAAUCUGUCCAAAUCGAUGUUUCGAAAAUUCAAUUAUUCUGAAUACUCUGAUUUGUUUUAAAAAUGUGAGGCACUCUUGAUUCAUUGUAAAAGUCGGUGGAAAAUUUUUAACGAAAACAUUGGACGAACAUUUUACUGUAGUUUUUAAAAUUGAUGAACAGCUUAUUGGCAGUUUUCAUGUAUUCCAGUUCGAGUGUGUGGGAACGCCGAAACGUUAAUGCGAACAAAAAUUUUAUUAAUUCAAUGGUUUUAUUGAUCCAGUGAAAAAUGAACGGAUUCGUCUAGACUGCCAUUUUUUUCGUAAAAACUACACUUCCCGGUAAUUCAUAAAAAAAAAAAAAAAAAAAAAAAAUUCAUUCUCAUGACUAAUCAUAGCUAAUCUUCAAUACCCUGCUGAAUAAAAUAAUGAAGCGUUCAGAAUCUCAUUUAUUCGCGAAUUUCCGGAGUGAAAGUGUUACGGUAAAUAUUGAAUAACAUUAAGUUUUUUUUCUGUAAUGAACAUGAUUCAAAAUAGUGAUGAAAACUGUCAGGCUUAAGCGUCGAAGAAAUAGGCGAUACAAGUCACAUUGCUUUCACGAACCCGAAUUCUUUACAAAAAAUUGAUUUUAAUUUACAGUAAAGUAACAAGUGCGUGCGAAUAGAUUGAUGAAAUUUCAGGUCAGGUUAUCGAACACUUAACGAAAAAUUAAAAUGUCAAAAAUCAUAAUAAAAUUUAUACGGGAGCUUAUGGAGAUUCCAUCACCGGCACAUUUCUAUUUAAUAAUUCAUACACUGAAUAUCUCUAAAUUCCUGAUACAAACUGUCUCACGGAUAGAAAAAAAUGUAAGGAAUCCAUAGCGAUGAUAAGAAUAAAGGGUUAUCGAAUGUUGAAAAGAGAUAUUAACGAUAGAAGUUGGAAAAAUGGCAGAAGCAGAAACUUUUCUCAUAUAACGGAGACUUCUCAGAGGUUAGGAAUCAGUCCAAAUUUCGAGUGCCCUAGUUUGCGUCACCAAAAAAUACGGUCCUGCGAAAGGAAUACCUUAAGGUGGCCUGCAAUGUCGCGUUGCAAUGAAGAAACAAAAAUGCACUUGGACCCUACACUUCCUCUGUUAAAUUGGUAGUUAAACAUUCAGUUUUGAUAAAAUUUUUACGUUUUGUUUAAAUAAUCUUUAGACAUUCUUCCCAAAUCUCAUGAAACCACUUAAAACUUGAAUCCUUUUCAUGGCAAUCUGCUACACUACAUAAAAAAAAAUGAUGCGUCAUCCAUAGUUUUGUGGAUUGUUUUAAAUUCAUUGAAAUCUGUGUGUGAUUGUUGAAAACGAGCUUAAUUCAAGCAGAUUGAAAAUCUUUUUUUGGCAAAGUUUCGUUGCUUUGAUUUCAAGCUUAAAUGUCAUUUUGAUUGAUGAAAAGUUCAUAACAGUGUUGAUACCACACAACAUUUCAAGUGUUACAAAUGAAUCGAAUGAAUUGGUUUACAGUCGCAAGGGUUUUAUGUAUUGUUCGUCGAGUGUAUGAUGAACGAAAAUAAAAGUGGGAGUGAAUGAGAAUAUGAAGAAAAAGAAAAAAAAUAAGGGUGCAAGGGGCCAAUUAUAUAUGAAUUGAGUGUUGAUUAUAGAUUAAAAAGAGUAACUAUAAUACAUAAAUAAUAAUCGAAUCUGUCGCAUGGCUAUAUGAUCAAUUGCAAGUGCAUUGAGAACGAUAAAUAUUGUGGCUCGCUGACGUUUUUCACAGCGCGUGUAUAAAUAAAUCAAGGUAAACCUAAGCGAGUGGUAUUUAUCACUUAAAAAAUACAACAUAUUGCUGCUACUGUUCCUCAAUUCAAUUUUCUAAAAGUGGUUAAAUGAAAAAAAAAAAAAAUAUAUAUUAUAAUAUGGUAUCGCAAGACGAGUGAACAGACGAAACUAUCAUUGUAGAUUAUUUUAUGAGGUGUAGCAAACUCUCGGAUAGCUUUACGAAAAGUCGAUAAAAGUUAUUCAUAUGUAAAAAUUACGCAGAAUCCUUGAGACUGGAAGAGAAAAUUUUCAUUUAGCAACGAAAGAUUGUGAUAAAAGUUGAUCGUGACCGCAUAUGUACUUAUGUAAAAAAUAAUAAUAAUAAUAAUAAUAAUAAUAACGACACGCAGUAAAAAUUAUCUACGAAAUGUUGAUGUCCACAAAUUAUAGUAUAUUGUGUGCUUGAAACUUCAGACAUCAGUGUCUUUUGAAAGCUCAACAACAAAAAAAGUUGUUCGUUAUUCUUAUCAUUUGAAUAAUUAUUAAUCAAUGAAAAUUUGAUUAUGGAAUGGAUGACGAAAUGUUCUCAGCACCGAAGUAUUAUUACUUCUAUCAUAAUCUUUUAAACGGUAUGAAAUUAUUCAUCAUUCAAUGCGACACUUGUAUAUAACCCUGCAAUCACGAUCGUUACGAUACAUAAAAAGGGUCGUAAAAUUUCGACAUAAUAAUUUGAUUCUGUAUAAAACGACAUAUCGAUAUGAACUAAUUUUAGAUCCUCUCGCGGAGUGCGUGGUCGAUUUUUUCAGCCUCGAUUACGUGAGAAAAAUCACGUUCGAAGUACUUGACGCACAAGGAUAAUUAUCGACAGUUUAAUAGCUGAGAUACGUUGGGGAGGAUAAUGAAGAAACGAAUAAUAAAUCACAUAAAUGAAAAAUAAAGGACCUCUGAAAAUCUAGGUCCAUCCCGAUUUAACAAAUCCCCAUAUUACCCGACAAAGUAUACAUAUUUUUGACUCGAACUAUUUUACUUAAAAGCUGAUAAUCCUUGACGAGAUUUUUUGAAAAGACAGACUAAUGGUGGUGAGUUGUACGAUAGCGGAUUCUUCAUAAAUUAAAAAGAAAAAUGUCACAUAAAGACAAAUAUAUAUGUAUACACAUCUAAAGUAUUCGGUGUUGGCUAUAAAUUGUACACUAUUAGAUAAAAUAAUUCACCUUGAGAGCUGUCGUAUAAGAUUUUUGGAUUUUUCGUCAGGAUUUAAAAAACGAGUCCAAAGACUCGUUGCGCUGUAAUCGAAUUUCGUCAUUACGAUACUCGUCACUAACGAUCUAUGAUUCAGGAACCGAAAAUCACACAAAUUCUUCGAAAAUGAAUCGACGCAGCUCACUAAACUAUUGUAAAUAUUAGCUAUUUAGAUUGAAAUCAAUUAUUGAAUGAGAAUCAUGUGAAUUGUUUCCAUGUUGAGUAUAUAUUUUUAUCGUGGCACAUCAAAUUGUUUGGCUCUACUGUGUAAGAACCUUGUUUCUUUUUUUCAAAAUAUUAUUCUUUUACUAGGACAAACUAGUGGAAGUGUAUUUCAGGGUACUCAUAUACAGAUGGUUAAGUAGUUGUACGUGGAAAAAAAACGAAAGAAUUUAUCAAUGAUUUUGGAUUGUUGAACUAAUUAAACCGAUAUCGAAGCGACGAGUGAAGAAUUUUGUAUCUAUUACGCUGCAUUAAUUGCGAAUAUCAUUAUUCAAUUGAUGUGUGCUUGAAGCAUCAAUUUUAAGUUUUUCUUGUGACAUGAUGUGCCAUCCUCGUGACACCACCGCUUAGUAUCGCGAGCACGUUCUCCACAUUAAAGUUAAAAUUCAUCGAAACUAUUCGUACUAUCAAUAUAAUGGAAUAAAAAAAUAAAUAAAUAAAUCACAAACACAAAAACAAUCCUCCAAACUUACGUCGUUGAAUAAGAAAAUAAUAAGAAAAUGAAAACAAUGAAGCUGAUCCAUGGUGCGCUGUACAGAUUAUUAUGAUAAUUCUAUAUACACACAUUACAUAUAUAAAUAUAUAUGUAUCUAUAAAAAUAAAGAAUUACAAGGAGUGACUGGAAAUUUGACUCUCUUGGUGCGGGAAAUGAGCGUUACUUCAAUAAAAUGAUUCCUCGAGCAAAAAGAAAAAUGAAUUUUCGUUUAACCAAAUACAAAAAUAGGAGAUGAAAGAUUUUAUCUUGAACCUUGAGUGUGAAUAAAUGAAUGUAUGAUUGAAGCCGACGAACGAGGGGAAAGAAUGGAUAAAGUUCGUUAUACACAGUCAGUGAAACGCUAAUUUUCCAAAUGUACCCGAAAUUCGUUGAAAUAAAUAUAGUUAUAGUAAUAAUGACGUCCAAUUGCGAGUUGAUGAUGCAUAAAGUCGGCUAUACCUCUCCCGCUCUCGACGCCUCUUCGCCGAUUAUUCACCUGAAAAUGGAAAAAACAACGACUCUUUACCGUCUCUUGUAUUUAUAACAUAAUUUUUGCGCAAAUGAAUAAACUAUGAAAAAUAAUAAAAAAAAGUAUUACGAACGAAAAGUGAAGUAUCGACGGGGAGUCGUUUUCCAGACUCGGUGAGCCACAAAACUGUCGAUAUAGCCCCAAUUAACUUAACGAAUAAUGUUUAACUUUAAGGAUAGAAUGGUUUUUAUACCAAAUGCAAACAAGAAAGAGAGAGAGAGAGAGAGAGAGAGAGAGAGAGAGAGAGAGAGAGAGCAAGAGAACGCGCGGCUUUGUGACGAGUUUAUCGCUUCUCAAAGCUACAGAGGAUAUUAUAUAUUACGCGUGCACUAAAUAAUAAAUAAGAUCAGUAGAGAACAAAGCCGCGAUUCAUCUGAACAGGAGCAGGACAACGGAGUUAAACAUUCGAAAAUGCAAAAGAACAAAUAAAUAUUGAUCGAGAAUGAUUAUAAUAUAUAUUGGAAAAUAUUGAAGAGUGAGUUGUAUAGAGGCCGUGCUUGAAUAAUCAUCGAAAAUUGACACUGCAAAGAAAACGAUGAAAAAUUGAAGAAAAUAAAACACACCAACAACAAUAAAAUCUACAAAAGCUGAGUGUUUAAGAUUGAAUUAGAACAUUACAAUGACAUACUUAUUAUACUAUAAAUGGUUUUUCAUUAUUAUAUUAUAGAUGUUACUCAAUAAUAUAUUUACAAUUAACUUAA
Messenger RNA from Venturia canescens, 8255 nucleotides. RefSeq lists its product as uncharacterized. The transcript has 11 exons. The record is from RefSeq and is a predicted model, not a curated record. NCBI's taxonomy places the organism in Eukaryota, Metazoa, Arthropoda, Insecta, Hymenoptera, Ichneumonidae. Gene Ontology annotation, biological process: autophagosome-lysosome fusion. The coding region runs from base 1166 to 2926 and encodes 586 amino acids.